Molecule: messenger RNA, 1959 nt
Organism: Cicer arietinum (chickpea)
Lineage: Eukaryota; Viridiplantae; Streptophyta; Magnoliopsida; Fabales; Fabaceae
Product: pentatricopeptide repeat-containing protein At2g20710, mitochondrial-like
Cellular component (GO): mitochondrion
Molecular function (GO): protein binding
Source: RefSeq, a predicted model, not a curated record
CGGAAGAAAAAAGAGAAAGUAGGAAGCAUAAACCCUUGGAAGUUCAUAAAAGAGGAACAUUUUCUCCUACACGUGAUGUAAGUUGAUAAACCCUUGGAAGUGAAAAUGCUGAAGUUGAUUCGCUCUUCAUGGAACCAUUACAACACCCUUCGUCUCUUACAUUCUUCUUGGACACAAACCGAUUCGCUUUUCACUCGAAUUUCCAGAGCCGGAGACCCAAUCAUUCCCAUGACUCCUAUCCUCAAUCAAUGGAUUCAAGAGGGCAGAGACAUCAAACAAUCCGAACUCCAAUUUUUCAUCAAAAAACUCAGAUCCUAUCGUCGCUUUAAUCAAGCUCUUCAGAUAUCGGAAUGGAUGAGCAACGAAAGAAACCUUCAUUUAUUAUCUGGAGACAUUGCCAUACGUCUUGACUUGAUAGCUAAAGUCCGCGGCCUAGAUGAAUCACAAAAAUAUUUUGACAGUAUUCCAAACACUUCAAGAGAUUUCAAGAUCUACAGUGCUCUUUUGAAUUGUUAUGCACAAUACAACUCUGUGGAGAAGGCAGAGGCUACCAUGAAGAAAGUAAAAGAGUGUUCUUCAAAUCAUUCACCAGACUUAGUAUUGAGUUAUAAUGCUCUGUUAAAGCUCUAUACUCGGAAAGGUCAGCACGAGAAAUUGGUUGCUCUGAUGAAAGAAAUGCAAGAGAAGCAAAUGUACAGCAGUUCUACACUUCCUAUUUGGCUCAAUGCUUAUGUGAACAUUAAUGACAUCGAUGGUAUGGAGAAGUUAUUGGCGAAUAUGGAAGUUGAUCGCGGCGUAAUUUUGGGCUGGUUCCUGUAUUCUGUUGCAGCAGAUGGAUAUAUUAAAGCUGGCCAAUUAGACAAGUCAUUGGCAAUGUUGAAAAAAUCUGAACAGUUGAUUAAAGGCAAGUCAAAGAGAGCUGCAUAUGAAUCUCUUCUAACUAAGUAUGCUGCUAUUGGAAAAAAGGAUGACGUGUAUCGCAUUUGGAAUAUAUGCAAAAACUUAAAUGGUUCCCACAAUUCAGUUUACAUCUCAAUGUUAACUGCAUUAUCAAAGCUAAAUGACAUUGAGGGAGCUGAGAGGAUUCUUGAGGAAUGGGAAUCUGGAAAAACAUGCUUUGACAUCAGAAUUCCAAGUGUGAUGGUGAGUGCUUACUGUAAGAAAGGUAUGUUGGAAAAGGCUGAAGCAUUUAUUGGGGGACUUUUAAAAAGAGGCAACAAAUUAGAUGGAAGAAUAUGGGAUCGAUUGGCACGCGGCUAUUACAAGUGUAAUGAUAUGGAUAAAGCAGUUGAUGCAAUGAAGAAAGCAGUAUUGGAAAGUCCACAAGGAUGGAAGCCUUACCCUUUUACUUUUGCUGCAUGUAUUGAGCACAUGAAAGAUAAGAAUGAUUUGGAGUCGGCAUUGGAGAUUCUUGGUUCAUGUAGGGAACAAGGACAUUUCUCAGAAGCUACUUCUGAUAAGUUGUUAAGUUAUGUAAAAGGUAAAAUCGCAGAAACAAAUGCAUUGAAACUCGUCAAAGGAGUUUAUCAUCUGAGGACUGAUCUAGUGCUGGAUGGACAGGAUGGUGAGAACUAUGUUGUCAAUAGCACUGCGACUGAGCACAAUAGCAGUUUAGUGGACCAGUUUAAGGGUCUGCUGCGACACUUUUUACCGGCUACACGCAGCAAAUAGUAGCGGUGAACGCAGCCGCUAAUCGCGGCAAAUGGCAUUUCACUUCCCCUUCUGUAAUAGGGUUCGCAAUACCAUGUUUGCCCUCUGAUAUUUUUAGUUAUUAAUUUUUUAUGGGUUAUUUGGUCUUUUUGUAAUAUUAUAUUAAACACUAAUACUCUCUUCCUGGAUUCCGAUUCCGAUUAGCUGCAUUCACCAAAGCCAAGCAGUCAAGCAAACUACAACCGUUUAAACCAUCGCAUGCUGUGCAGUAACGUCAUUUUUUACAGUAAAAUUAAAGCUGUUCUUUUA